Oncorhynchus nerka (sockeye salmon) is the source of this 5833-nucleotide messenger RNA. RefSeq names its product thyrotropin-releasing hormone receptor-like. Gene Ontology annotation, biological process: phospholipase C-activating G protein-coupled receptor signaling pathway. The record is from RefSeq and is a predicted model, not a curated record. Gene Ontology annotation, molecular function: thyrotropin-releasing hormone receptor activity. The transcript has 2 exons. NCBI's taxonomy places the organism in Eukaryota, Metazoa, Chordata, Actinopteri, Salmoniformes, Salmonidae. The coding region runs from base 74 to 1294 and encodes 406 amino acids. Gene Ontology annotation, cellular component: membrane.
CGAGGCUAUUUUAAAUGUAAAGUCUAUGUCUGAAAUGAAUUACUCCUCCAAGUGAAGUGUACAGAACUAAACCAUGGAAAAUGUUACUUCAAAUCCAGAUAACCAGACGCUUGGUCCAUGGACUGAUUAUAGCAUGGAAUACAAAGUGGUCAGCAUAUUUUUUGUGAUCCUCAUCUGUGGGAUAGGAAUAGUUGGAAACGUUAUGGUGAUACUAGUUGUUCUUACAACCAAACACAUGCGGACACCCACCAACUGUUACCUGGUGAGUUUGGCGGUGGCCGACCUGAUGGUUCUGACUGCGGCGGGACUGCCGAAUAUUACAGAGAGUUUGUAUGGAGGAGGCUGGGUGUACGGAUACGUCGGGUGCCUUAGCAUAACUUAUUUCCAGUACUUGGGCAUCAACGCGUCUUCAUGCUCCAUCUCCGCUUUCACCAUUGAGCGGUACAUAGCCAUCUGCCACCCCAUAAAAGCGCAGUUUAUGUGCACUCUGUCAAGAGCAAAGAAAAUCAUAGUGGUCGUUUGGGCUUUUACCUCGCUCUACUGCGCCUUGUGGUUUUAUCUGUCUGACACGAAAGAGUUGAUUUACGACAAUAUUACCUUGGUCUCAUGCGAAUACAAAGUGUCAAGAAAUCUUUACCUGCCAAUCUACUUCACUGACUUUGCCGUGUUCUAUGUGGUGCCUCUCAUGCUAGCCACUGUUCUGUAUGGAUUUAUCGCUAGAAUUCUUUUCCUCAACCCAUUGCCGGCAGACCCCAAGGAAAAUACAAAAAAGUGGAAAAAAGAAUCAUGCCAAGGAAAUAGGAUGAUGAGCACCAACAAUUCAUCCUGUAGCACAACUGCCCGCUCUCGCAGGCAGGUGACUAAGAUGUUAGCUGUGGUGGUGGUACUCUUCGCCCUCCUCUGGAUGCCCUACCGGACGCUGGUGGUGGUAAACUCCUUCCUGGACAAGGCUUACCUGGACCACUGGUUCGUACUCUUCUGCCGCAUCUGCGUCUACCUGAACAGUGCCGUCAACCCGGUCAUCUACAACGCCAUGUCUCAGAAGUUCCGCACCUCCUUCAAGAAGUUGUGUCACUGCGGUCCGCAGCGAUUGGAGAAGCCGGCGUCUUACAGCGCGGCCCUGACCUACAGCGUCAUCAAGGACACAACCAAUGGAGAGAGCCCUGACCACUUUACUACCGAGAUGGACGAGUUGGCCACGCCCACACCCAGUGACCAGUUCCUGCCCAGCACCAAGAGGAUGUCAUUCGAGGACCCCUCUCUGUCAGGCAGGGUUGCCCUUAGCACUCCCUGACAGAAAAAGUAAAUCCAUUCAGGCUCUAGUUUGUGAAUUCUAUUCCAUAAUUCAUUUUCUGCAGAGGAAUUGCUCUAAUAUUUCAGCAGUACAACGGCAAACAUUAAAUACCAAAAAUGUGUUGUUAAUAGAGGAAGGAAUGCUUAAUUUCUUUAUCUAGCAUGGUGAAAAUAUAUUCUCCCCUCUCUGUAGCCAUCUUAGCACAAAGCACCCAAUUUUAGGCAUUGUUUAAAUCAGUCCUAAACAUUGUGUGACACACAGAUUUCAAUUUGCCAGGUAAUACUGCUUUCACUGCUUUCACAUACUGAGCGACAGUUUCCAUCUCUGUAGAGUGGAAAAAAGGGAAAGAUAUUAUCCCUCUUUUUUAUCUGGAGAAGUCUAGGCCAGGUACUCAGUGUGUGUGUGUGUGUGUGUGUGUGUGUGUGUGUGUGUGUUUUUAAAGCUCACUCUACAGGAGGUGUCAAACUGUCUGGCCAUAGUUGUUUGAACCAUCCUGCUACUUUGCAUGUUUGAAAACAGCAUAGAGAGAAUGUGAUCACUGACCACAUUUCAAAGGCAAAAUUCAAAGGAGGCAGAGUAUUAAAUCCAUCUCUGCUCGAGGAGUGUAAAUAUCACACAUUGCUUUGAAACCCGCCUGUCAGGGAAAUAGAGACGAGGUGGGAUGAAAUUUCUUUCAAGGUUACAGAUGAUGAAAAGGACUGAGAGCAAAGCAAUGACACUCCAGGUCUUUCAUCCGUUUGAUUGCUCAAUGUCAUUUGACUUUGUUGUAACCUUAUUGGUUACUAUAAAUCAGGCUCACCUGAUAUGGAACGUUCUGCAGGGGCUAGUGUCAAAAAUGUAUAGUAACCUUAUUGGCUAAAAGGUUCACCUGAUAUAGAAAUUUCCACAGGGGCUAGUGUCAAAAAAAUGCAGCAUGGUUAAACAUCCUGCUGUACCCAUAAUGGACUACUGUGGUGUGGAUUCAAUCAAAAAGGCCCAGAGUCCAUAAUGAGAAAGUUAUUUGAUGACUCAGACACCUGGGUGGUUGAUUGGUUGUCUCUAGGUCAGGGGCCUGACAUGACCAGACCAAACAUUAUGUUGACAUCUGCAAAAGCAGAGACUGAUGGUAGCAUUUCCCCUUAAUGGAUCCCCCCAAGCACAUCCCACAGAGCAGCUAUUCCCAAACUGGGGUACGCGCAAUGCUGUCGGGGGUACGCCAAAUAAAAAGGGGAUUCACAUUAAAUAAAAAAAGAUACAAAAUUCUUCACAUUUUCAAACAGUCCAUUUAUAUUUUACAACAGGGCUAUAUAUUUGGGUGAGGUUUUUUUCUCACCUGAGAAACCUCGUUUCACUGCCAAAAAUUUAAUUAAACCGUCUAGUGUUCAGCGAAAUAACAACACAAUGUCAAAAACAGGUAGCCUAGUCAAAUAAUGAACAUCCAAUCACAUUAACCGUUACUCUCUCGCGGGAAUUCCACUAACGGUCCGUAUGUAGCCAAACAUAGCUGCUGCUCAUUCCGUUUGUUUGAAAAUGGAUAAAUAGUUACAAAAAGUAAGGCCCACGUCCAUAGAGACGCAUACCAGCUCUACUGGUAGUACUGCUACUACCAGCAGUACUACACCUGCACCUGUCGACGACACAAGUUGUUUUGCUUCCACGAGCACAUCCAAUGCUAGCAUCAGUAAUUCUACAUUUGUUGUUAGCCCAGCUAGCAUGGACACUGACAGUUGUGAAUCUGAUACAGCCGAAGAGCUACUGCCCCCUUACCCGGGAAAGCACCGAACAACAGACAGGGACAUUGGACCAUAGAAGAGACGCAAAUAUGAUGAGAACUACACUUAUAUUGGGAGUAGUGCCUUUCCUCAGCCGUAGUGUGUUAUAUGUGCAAAAGUACUAUCUCACAACUCGAUGAAACCUUCACUCUUGCGCAGACAUUUAGAAACAAAACAUGCCAAUUUGAAAAAUAAGCCACAGGAGUUUUUUGAGCGAGAAUUAAGACGACUUUUGAGUAGUAAGACAUGUAUAAAAGCAACAGAUACCAUGAACAACAGAUACUGUCUUAUAUGGUGAACUACCGAGUGGCUAGGACAGGCAAGCCACAUACUAUCGUGGAGGACUUAAUUCUACCUGCUGCCGUGGAUAUGGCUGGUACAAUCCUGGGGGAAAGGCCAAAAAAAUGACACCUUCAUCAAACAACACUGUUUCACAACGCAUCAGUUUUUACAACAUGCAGAAGUGCGCUGGUUAUGAAGGGGCAAAGUAUUGACAUGAUUUUUUGAAUUGAGAGACAAGCUUAAAGUUUUCUUUACUGACCACCAUUUUCACUUGUCUGACCACUUGCAUGAUGACGAGUUUCUCACACGACUGGCCUAUCUGGCUCAUGUUUUUUUCUCGCCUGAAUGAUCUGAAUCUAGGAUUACAGGGACCUCCCGCAACUAUAUUCAAUGUGCGGGAUGAAAUUGAGGCUAUGAUUAAGAAGUUGGAGCUCUUCUCUGUCUGCAUUAACAAGGACAACACACAAAUCUUUCCAUCAUUGUAUGAUUUUUUUGUGUGCAAAUGAACUCAAGCUUACGGACAACGUCAAAUGUGAUAUAGCGAAGCACCUGAGUGAGUUGGGUGCUCAAUUACACAGGUACUUUCCCGAAACGGCUGUCACAAACAACUGGAUUCAUUAUCUCUUCCAUGCCCUGCCUCCAGUCCACUUACCAAUAUCUGAACAAGAGAGCCUUAUCGAAAUUGCAACAAGCGGUUCUGUGAAAAUUGAAUUGAAUCAGAAGCCACUGACAGAUUUCUGGAUUGGGCUGCGCUCAGAGUAUCCUGCCUUGGCAAAUCGUGCUGUUAAGACACUGAUGCCCUUUGCAACCGCGUACCCAUGUGAGAGUGGAUUCUCGGCCCUCACUAGCAUGAAUAUUAAACACAGGCACAGACUGUGUGUGAAAAAUGAUUUAAGACUGAGACUAAUACAACCCAACAUUGCAGAGUUAUGUGCGUCAUUUAAAGCACACCCUUCUCAUUAACCUGUGGUGAGUUAUUCAUUUUUUUCGAUGAACAAAUAAAGUUGUAUAUGUAAGAUGGCUAAAUAAAGGCUCUGAUCAGGCCCUACACCCAAACAAGGGCACUGCGUUCAUCCACCUCUGGCCUGCUCGCCUCCCUACCACUGAGGAAGUACAGUUCCCGCGCAGCCCAGUCAAAACUGUUCGCUGCUCUGGCCCCCCAAUGGUGGAACAAACUCCCUCACGACGCCAGGACAGCGGAGUCAAUCACCACCUUCCGGAGACACCUGAAACUCCACCUCUUUCAGGAAUACCUAGGAUAGGAUAAAGUACUCCUUCUCACCCCCCCCCCCCCUUAAAAUAAUUAGAUGCACUAUUGUAAAGUGGCUGUUCCACUGGAUGUCUUAAGGUGAACGCACCAAUUUGUAAGUCGCUCUGGAUAAGAGCGUCUGCUAAAUGACUUAAAUGUAAAUGUUAAAUGUAAAGAGUAAAAUGAUUGAUUAUUAUAAUAUUAUUAUUUGUGCCCUGGUCCUGUAAGAGCUCUUUGUCACUUCCCAUGAGCCGGGUUGUGACAAAAACUCACAUUCAUUCUUAUGUUUAAUAAAUGUAUCGUAUAGUAUGUGUAUGGCAGGCUUUAAAUGAUUGCAAAAAACAACAUUUGAGAGUGCGCUGACCCUGGUGCUAGAGGGGGUACACAUCUGGAGGUUGAACGUUUGAAGGGGUACGGGAAUAUAAAAUGUUUGCGAACCACUGCUACAGAGCAAAGGCGAGAUUAGAGGAUUCAUCAAUGCCAAAGUGUCCUACUUUGGAGAUUUGUGGUAGGCUGGUGUGUCAUGGUACAGCCAUAAAGCAUGGGCACAGUGUUAAAAAAACAGAAAGAUAAAGCAUAAAAGGAACGAGCAUUGAUUGAAUUUAGAAUUCAAAUCAAGAAAAAAGAUACAGUUCUUAGCUGUUUAUUUUAUACUGAUGAAACGCCCUCUCUGUCCCUUUUGGGAUGCUGUAAAAAUGCUUGCAAGUGAUUGUUCGGUACCAUGAGAAAUGUAUGUUUUUCAAUGUAUGUUUCAAGACCUGUUUUCAAUCCGUACCUUUACCCCAUUUAAAUUGUCUGCCAGUAGAGCUAAUUGCGUAAUACCGUUGUUUGUUUGGUUCAGUUGUAAUUGUUUGUUCCAAUCAAUGUACAAUAGUUUUGCUAUGGAGCGAUCAAUGUGGAGCUACGCUGUUCUUCUUUGGUAACACUACAACUGCAGUAUGUUUCAGAGAAGGUAUGUGCACUUUCAUCUACUGUGUCUGCUGCACAGUUUCCACCAUAAAAGGGAGUGGUGCCUGGUAGCGAGUUUGCAGCAUGGACACUGUAAAACAAAUGAUGUUGUGGUGUGAUUUCAAAAAGAAAGAAAUCUAUGUACAGUAUACAGUUUCUCUUCACUCAGCAAUGUUGUGCAACCUGGUCUCUGCAGUUCUCUGCAUUGUAAAAACUGCUCUUGUUGUUUGGAUGGUUUGUGUUUUGUAUUUUGCAUUGUUAUUUGUCUAUAAGAAAAUAAAUGGAUCACUGAUCAUGUAGCCUGUCAAA